UACAUAGCCAAAGUACUGACUACUGUAUGUUUUAGAUAGUCACAGGCCCUAUCUCCUUAAACCCUAACCCCUGCACUACAACACUCUCAGACACGUAAGCCCUCUGUUCCGAACAUCAACUAUGGCGACCUCAACCGACGGCGGUGGCCUCGAAGCCCUCCACCGCCUGAAAUCUACAGACCCGCCGGUGUACCUCUCACAGUCUCCGGACCUCUCUGAAGCCGCCCGCUUAGCCUCCCAAUAUAUCUUCUCUUCCCUCACGCCCCACACUCCCAAAUCACCUUUCACACACCUUUUGAUCGAAGGCUUCGACGCCGAACAAAUUUGGCAGCAAAUUGACCUCCAAUCACAGCCCUUAAUCUCCACUCUUCGUCGUGAAAUCAAGAAGUUCGAGAAAAACCCAGAAGAAAUCUCGAAGCUGUUUCAGACUGUUGGUGUUAGGAACGAGAAUUUAGAGGGAAAGAGUAAGGGUGUAGGUUUAGAGGGAGAGAAGAGGAAUUUGGAAAGAGAGAGUGAGGAUUUUGAGGGAGUGGAAGAUAAAGUAUUGGAGGUGUCUGACGAGGAGGAAGAAGAGGAAGAAGGAGAGGGAGAGGGAGAGGGGGAGGAGGAGGAGGAGGAGGAGGAAGAGGAGGGGGGUGGUGGUGGAGUGGAAGAUGAGUUUUUGAAGAUAAAGGAAUUGGAGGAGUAUUUGCAGGACGAUGAGGCAAGAGAGUAUGGGUUGGAAAGCAGGAAGAAAGGUGAGCGUAAAGUGUAUAAUGAUGAGGAAGAUGAGGAUGGAAACGAUGAAGAAGAGGAGCAUGAUGAAGGAGAAGAUACCGAUGAGUUUGAAGCUCUUGGGCUCGAGGAUGACGAGGAUGAUGAAAGGGGAGACAAGCUGAGAAAUGCUAGGUGCUGCUUUCUUUUUCUUCUUCUUUAUGAAAACAUAUAUUCUGCUUUCCCCAGUUUAGCUCAUGUUGUUUUGUGA
Messenger RNA from Ilex paraguariensis (yerba mate), 964 nucleotides. The record is from the annotation of a GenBank genome assembly. Lineage: Eukaryota; Viridiplantae; Streptophyta; Magnoliopsida; Aquifoliales; Aquifoliaceae.